Molecule: messenger RNA, 1607 nt
Organism: Mauremys reevesii (Reeves's turtle)
Lineage: Eukaryota; Metazoa; Chordata; Testudines; Geoemydidae
Product: solute carrier family 2, facilitated glucose transporter member 11-like
Exons: 13
Coding region: 1-1569 (522 amino acids)
Biological process (GO): monosaccharide transmembrane transport
Cellular component (GO): membrane
Molecular function (GO): hexose transmembrane transporter activity
Source: RefSeq, a predicted model, not a curated record
AUGGCUAACUGUGUCUCAGACCUGAUUCAGUAUCGGGGAUUGUUUCAAAUGAUCUUAGUGCUGGGAAUUGGCGGAAGUUUCCCAUUUGGGUUCCAUAUUUCUGUGAUCAACUACCCUUCCCGGCACAUUAGGACGUUUAUCAAUGAAACCUGGAUAGAGCGAUAUGGCUAUCCCCUCCAUCACGAGACCAUCAAGUUGUUGUGGUCCUUCAUUGUGUCUGUUUAUGGUAUAGGAGGAGUGCUAGGGAGCCUAUCCUGUGGCUUUCUUAGUACAAGAUAUAGAAAAAAGAAGUGUCAGAUUGUCACUAACCUGAUCAUGCUAGUAGCUGCACUUUUCAUGGCCUUCUGUAAGAUGGCCAAGUCCUUUGAGAUGAUUCUGAUUGGGCGCUUCCUCUAUGGCAUUGGUGCAGGUUUCUCUCUCACUAUACAUCCUCAGUAUGUAGGAGAGAUUUCACCCAAGAAGCUGCGUGGAUUUUCAAACGCCACUCUCUCUGUAUUUCUUACACUAGGAAAAGUCUCAGGGCAGAUUUUUGGACUAAGAGAGCUCUUAGGAAAUGAAUCAUUGUGGCCAUUGUUGUUGGCUUCUACUGGACUCACAGCACUGAUUCAAUUGAUUAUGCUCCCAUUCUUCCCUGAUUCCCCAUCCUACCUUCUGAUACAGAAGGGUAAUGAGGAUGCCUUCAUGAAAGCCAUUAAGCAGCUCUGGGGUGAAGGAGAUCAUCAAGCAGAGAUUGAUGACAUAUUGAAGGAAAAGGCUGCAAUGAAAAGCACCAAAAACUUGCGCGUCCUGGAACUAUUUAAAGAACGAUCCUUGCGCUGGCAAUUGUACAUUUUGGUCACUGUCAUGACCACCUUGCAGCUUAGUGGCGUCAAUGCAAUCUAUUUCUACUCUUUUGAAGUGUUCCGUACAGCCAGGUUUGAAGAAGAUCUCAUCCCCUACGUAUCACUAGGAAUUGGGAUGUGUGAAUGCCUAUCAUCUAUAGUGUGUGAAUUGCAGUGGAGGCUCUGGGACGUAGAAGCCCUUCAAGAACACCUACUUUCUGCCUUAAUUUCUGGGAGUUCCCUUAUUGAGCGAUUUGGCAGGAGGAUGCUGUUGUGCGGAGGAUAUGUACUAAUGAUUUUCGUGUUAGCACUCCUCACGAUGACUCUCUCUCUGCAGCAUCAAUUCUUUUGGAUGCAUUACUUCAGCGUCGCUCUGAUCUUCUUGUUCGUUAUCUGCUAUGGAAUUGGACCAUCUGGAGCCACCGCAUCCAUAAUGACUGAAAUCUUCAGCCAGUCAUUCAGACCAUCAGCCUUUCUGAUUAAUGGAUGUAUCAGCUGGACGUGGCUCUUUGUCCUUGGAAUGAUUUUCCCCUACAUCGUGGAAAGCCUCGGACCUUUCUGCUUCCUUAUAUUUUUGGGGAGCCUUGUGUUCUCAACAAUCUUUACCUACCUGUUCCUCCCUGAGACAAAGGGGAAGUCAAUCAUGGAAAUUAAAGGAGAAUUUAAUAAGUUAAAUUUUGGAAAGAAACAAGCUGUGAACACAGAAAAUAAUUUAUCUAAGGAACACACCUUCUGCACCAAACUCUGACUGCUCAGAUGGGAAAUGUUAUGUAUUAGAAGGACGAG